AUGGCACCCCUCACCACCGACCUCCCCCACCCAACAACCCAAUGGUCCCUCCUCCAGGAACGCUUCUACCGCAAAGUCGAGAAAUACACCCUGGACUGGCACCAAGACGGCAUAGAUCUCGACGAGUAUCAAGUCGUUGGUGCGAGUUGUGGUGGUGCAAUCGCGUUGAUUAGGGAUGAGAAUCGGAUACAGAAUUAUACGGGGAAAACGGCGACGAGGCCGGCGGUGUUGGUGUAUAGCGCCAGUGGACGACUCAUACGGAAAAUUCAGUGGGAUAAAUCACGAAUCAGAGGAGCUGGGUGGUCAGAUUCCGAAAGCCUCAUUCUCGUGACAGAAACUGGAAUCGUACGGUGUUACGACCUCAGCGGCGACUUCUCACAAUUCAACCUCGGAAAGGACGCCGAAGAUAACCUCAUCCUCUCCGUCCGAUUCUGGUCCCGCGGCCUCGUCGCCCUCCUAGGCAACAACCGCCUCACCUCAAUCUCCCGCUACGACGAACCCCGCCCCCGACUCCUCGCAUCCCCCGGUCUCUCCCCCGAUGCGUCAAUCACCGCUUGGUCGAUCCUCCCACCCGAACACACGCUCUCUCGACAUGUGGAGUGUUUGUUGGCGACGAAUGGGGGGAGUGUGUUGGUUGCUGAUGCGAUUGAGAGUCAGGAUCAGAUGUUGACGCAGGGUCCGUUUUCGCAUGUUGCUGUUAGUCCGGAUGGGGCGUUUGUUGCGUUGUAUAAUCAAAGGAAGGGGAAGAUGUGGGUUGUUAGCGCUGAUUUCCAGCGGAGUUUGAGUGAGUGGGAGAGUGGCCGCGCAGGCGAGGAGGUACGGGAAGUUGUGUGGUGUGGGAAUGAUGCUGUCGUCGUUACCUUUGAGGGCGAAGUGGUGGUUGUUGGCCCGAGUGGUGGUGUAUUGACGUAUUACUACGACUCCACCCCCCACCUCCUCCCCGAAAUCGAUGGUGUCUCGAUAUUGACAACCGAGCACUACGAACUCCUCCACCGCGUCCCAGACUCCACCGCCGCAGUCUUCAGCAUCGGUUCAACACACCCUUCCUCAACCCUCUUGGACGCAUUAACCCAUUUACACAAUUCCGCACCGCAGGCGGAUGCGGCGAUCCAGCUUAUUCGUCCGAGUCUGGCGGAGGCGGUUGAUACGUGUGUUAAAGCCGCGGGGGUGGAGUGGGAUGUUGGCUGGCAGAAACGGUUACUUGAGGCUGCGGGGUUUGGGAAGAGUUAUUUGGAGGGGGAGUUGGGUGGUGCUGGGUGGGCGGGGGUCGAGGAGUUCGUAGGGAUGUGUGAGGCGUUACGGGUGUUGAAUGCGGUACGAUACUACGAAAUCGGUAUUCCGAUAUCGUGGGAGCAGUAUCAACGCUUGGGGCCGGAGAUGUUGAUCGAGAGACUCCUUGCCCGCCGUCAACAUUUCUUGGCCCUGAAGGUCGCGGAAAGUCUCCAUCUAAGCACAGAAGCGAUUUAUGUCCACUGGGCAUGUACCAAAAUCAGACACUCCUCCGCUGACGAAGACGAGAUUGCGCACACCAUCAUCACGAAACUCACGCAGGGGAAGAGUGGGAGGAGGGGCGUGAGUUUCGAUGAGAUUGCGAGGACGGCGUAUGAGGAGGGAAGGGUGGGGUUGGCGACGAGGUUGUUGGAUCAUGAGCCGAGGGCUGGGAGGCAGGUUCCGUUGUUGUUGAGUAUGGAGGAAGAUCGGGGGGCUCUUGGGAAAGCGGUGGAGAGUGGGGAUACUGAUCUUGUAUACUUUGUGCUGUUGCAUCUAAAACGGAAAUACUCCCUCGCGGAGUUCUUCCGGUUGAUCAGCGCUUUCCCCAUCGCGAUGGAUUUGGUGGAGAAUUAUGCGAGGGAACAGGAUGUGGAGUUAUUGAAGGAUUUUUAUUAUCAGGAUGAUCGGAGGGUUGAUAGUGCGAAUGUCAUUUUGAGGGAGAGUUUGGAGCAGGAUUUGCGGUCACGACUGGACAAGUUGGAUCUUUCGAUGAAGCUGUAUCAGGAGUCCAAGGAGCACGUAUUUGAAGUAAAGGCACUCCAAGAAUCCGCCCGCCUCCUCACCAUCCAAGAAUCCCUCGAAAAAGACAUCCAAGACGAAAAAUUCCUUAACCUCUCAAUCUCCGACACGAUCUUCAAACUCAUUGAACUCUCCCAGCCCUCAAAAGCUGAUAAACUCCGCAAAGAGUUCAAAGUCCCCGAUGCUCGAUUCUGGUGGAUCAAGAUCCGCGCGUUGGUCAAGAAUCGGGAUUGGCACGAAUUGGAGCAAUUCGCGAAAUCGAAGAAGAGUCCGAUUGGGUAUGAGCCGUUUGUGAACGAGUGUAUUGCGAGUGGGAAUAAUACGCAGGCCGCGGCGUAUAUUGCGCGGUGUUCGAAUUUGACGUCGAGGCAGAGGGUAGAGUUAUACGUGAAAAUCAAUGACUACAAGGGUGCUGGACAGGAUGCAUUCAAGGCGAGGGAUUUACUGAUGUUGCAGGAGUUGAGACCGAAGGCGCAAGGAUCAGCUGCUCGGGAACUGGAUAGCUGGAUCGCACAGUUGUCUACAAAAUAG
This is a messenger RNA of Saitoella complicata NRRL Y-17804, 2541 nucleotides long. Its product is annotated as vacuolar protein sorting-associated protein. Bases 1 to 2541 code for a protein of 846 amino acids. The record is from RefSeq and is a predicted model, not a curated record. Gene Ontology annotation, molecular function: actin binding. The transcript has 7 exons. Gene Ontology annotation, cellular component: endosome; cytoplasm; HOPS complex. Lineage: Eukaryota; Fungi; Ascomycota; Saitoellomycetes; Saitoellales; Saitoellaceae. Gene Ontology annotation, biological process: intracellular protein transport; endosomal transport; vacuole fusion, non-autophagic.